AAGAAGUCCAGCCCAAAGCUGGAGGAUGCUGGCAAGGUGGGGAGCAUGGAGCCAGACAUGCUGAAGAAGCUGGUGAACAACUUGGUGCCCGCCCAUCUGCGCGGGGACCACUUCUUCGUGCCUGCCUUCCUGGCCAUCUACAGGAGAUUCGCCACCCUGCAGCAGGUGCUAGAUCUGCUGUUCCUCAGGUACCCCUCCUUCCUCCCGGACUCUGAGGAGGACCAGCAGAACAAGAGGGCUCUGAGUUCCAUCCUGGAGACCUGGCUUCUUCAAUACCCAGGAGACUUUUACCAGUGCCCAGACAUGGCCAGCCUCAAGCAGCUCAUGGACUAUGCCCUACUGAACCUUCCAGAUUCAGACAUCAUCCUGCAAGUGGGCAGACUUAGGCCUAACUUAGAGUUUGCUAAGAGGGAUCCCUUCCAGAGUGGCUGAUCCCAACCAGGGAUCAGGACAAUUGCAGGACAAUUUAGACCACCUCACCUUGCAGGACUUCAAUUGCAAGUCUCCCUCCCUCCCCUGGAAAUGUUGCCUUUUUUUUUUUUCCUGGUUUCAUUUAU
This is a messenger RNA of Cavia porcellus (domestic guinea pig), 557 nucleotides long. Its product is annotated as ral guanine nucleotide dissociation stimulator-like. The transcript has 4 exons. Bases 46 to 432 code for a protein of 128 amino acids. Lineage: Eukaryota; Metazoa; Chordata; Mammalia; Rodentia; Caviidae. The record is from RefSeq and is a predicted model, not a curated record.